Molecule: messenger RNA, 1093 nt
Organism: Cuscuta campestris
Lineage: Eukaryota; Viridiplantae; Streptophyta; Magnoliopsida; Solanales; Convolvulaceae
Source: the annotation of a GenBank genome assembly
GGUAAAUGAAGAUAUAUGAGAGAUGAGUUUAAUGAGUUCUGCGUAAAUGAAGCUUCCUCAUAAUUUCCUUCCCCGACAUGGACGAACAAAAGGACGAAAUCGUCGACGAGUUCACAACCGACGAUUCGAGCUGGGCAGCGAUCGGAGGAGGCUGCGAUUCCGACGGCGCUUACUUCUUCGACGGCGUCGGGAAGGACGACGACAGCAACGUACUCGGCGACUUCGGCUGGAGUUUCCAGGCGGAUCACGGCAGGAUCGGAUCUGAUUUUGCGGGAAACUGCUGCAGCGACAGGUUCCCCGUCCAGGAGGGUCCGGCAGCGGCGAGCGGGGGCGGAUCGGAACCGGCAGCGGUUCGUGCGGCGGAGCAGACGUCGUCGAGCUCCGAUGACGACGCGCCGGAGAAGUCCACCGCAUCCGGUGGAUCGAGAUCGCGGCCGCCUGCAGACACAGCAUGCAAAGGCAAGAAGAAGGGGCAGGCGCGGAUGAGACAACCUCGCUUUGCCUUCAUGACUAAAAGCGAAGUCGAUCAUCUCGAAGAUGGCUAUAGGUGGCGGAAAUAUGGUCAAAAAGCUGUUAAAAACAGCCCCUUUCCGAGAAGUUACUACCGUUGCACGAAUACAAAAUGCACCGUGAAGAAAAGAGUGGAGCGGUCAUCCGAAGAUCCGACGGUUGUGAUCACAACAUACGAAGGGCAACACUGCCACCACGCCGUGGGGUACCCCAGAUGCGGCGGCGCCGGAGGAUUUAUGGGCGACCCGGCGGCGGGAUUUCUGGGCCACACGUACACAUUGAACUCGCAGUUCUACCUCCCAACUGGGCUCCACCAACAAUUCCCUCAAGAUGGGCCGUCGUCUCUGGGCAUGUUGUCGCAUCAGAACCGGCCCGACAGCAAUAGUAGUGAUAAUGGGGAGCCCAAUCCAGAUUCGUUCUUAUUGGGCCAUGACCCACAACUGCUUCCACCACCACCCGAUGAAGGCCUGCUUGGGGAUAUGGUGCCGCCUGGAAUGCGAAACAAGUGAAAACUUUUACUUUUACUCGGUAAAACUCCCUAUGAAGACAGAAGAAUAUGAAAAAAUAUAAUGUAAAGCUUACC